GUGUUGAAAAGUUGUUGGUGCUUUAUCAGGGAGGAAGGCAUGCGGAGAGACGAAGUAGUAGUGCGACAAUAGAGGCCACUUUCAAAGGAAACACAGCUCUCUUCCUCCUUUUCCCCUUUGCUUUGCUUUCCUUUCUCCUUGGCUUUUUUAAGAGAAAGACACCGUCUUUAAUCUCUUUCUUUGUCAUUUGUCCUUGUUUUCUGUAGUUGUUAAUGUAUCUCUAAGUUGUUUGCAGUUGAACAAACGCUUCUGUUCCAAAAAAGUGUGUUUUUUGGUUUGAUAUUUGCCCUUGAGGAAUCCUGCAAAAGUUUGUUUUAUCAAUUGGUCGUUUUUUGGUUCUCUGUGUUUGGGCAUUGGGUUUAGGGUUUGCGGUUGCUGCUGCAUAUUUUGAGAGAGCUCUUGCAGGUUUGGCUUCUUUGUUGUUAUUUUUAUGUUUUAACAUUCAAGUGUUUUGAGCGAGAUCAGUGGUGGGGUUGAUUGGUUUGGGGUUCUUGGGUGGUGGAUUAUGGGAAAGAUUGGAUCUUGGUUUGGUUUUAUGUGGAACCAUUAGUUUGUUCUUCGGUGGAAUUAGUGGGUUUAUUGUGCUUUUUGGUAGUUUUGGGGUUAUCACGCUAGGGCUUUUGUAUAAGAGGAAGUUUGAUGUCGUGGUUGCGAAAAGUUUGAAUUUUUUUUGCUUCUUAUUUUGAUUUAGGAUUUGGUGGCAAUUCUCUUUCUAUUAUAAAUUUUGUUUUGCUUAAGAAAAUUAUGAAACAAAGUACGCCUUUCUUUUGAUUACCUUUUUUUAUUGGAUAUACUGUGUUUGGCGUCUUGUACAACAUUGGAUUUUUCGUUUUGUACUAUCGCUGUUUCUCACAUGCGUAAGAUGACCUAUUUAUUUAGUGUUAACGAUUAGGAAUGUAUAGUUUUGUCAUUGAUCUUGAUGCAGAGCUUGAAGAUGCUAUGUAAGCACGUUAAUCACCAAAGAUACAAGAAAAGAAUAAAUAACCAAAGAAUUGUUUCUGGUCUGAGUGCACACCUAAGUUUACUAAUGGGCAAUGAAGAUGUGGAUGCUCCUACAGAAAACCCGAAGUCAUCGUCAGCGCAGGAUCAGCCUCCUGCUGGCAGCCCUGUUACAGUUUAUCCAGAUUGGGCUACCUUUCAGGCAUACUAUAAUACUGCUGGAAAUGCUACCAUCCCACCACCUGGCUUUUUUCAUUCAUCUGUGGCAUCAAGUCCCCAAGGUCAUCCAUUCAUGUGGAGUCCACAGAUGAUUCCUCCAUAUGGGACUCAACCAUUUGUUGCCAUGUACCCUCCUGGGGCCAUUUAUCCACAUCCAUCUGUUGCAACGGGUUCUCAUCCAUAUGGUCCUUAUGCAAUGCCAUUUCCAAAUGGGAACGUUCCUGUAACUAGUGGAGCAGAUGCGGAUGCUAAGUCAAAUGAAGGAAAAGGGAGGAGCCCUCUGAAAAAAUCAAAGGGAAGCUUAGGAAGCCUGAACAUGCUAACAGGAAAGCAGAAUGCUGUUCCAAAAGCAUCUGGUGCUUCUGGUAAUGGUCCUCAAUCACAAAGUGGUGAGAGUGGAAGUGAAGGUUCUACUGAAGGAAGCUAUGCAACUUCCAAAAAUGGUUCACAACAUAAUGAAGAUGAGCAUGGCUCUGGUGAUGGUGAAGCCCAGAAUGGGUUCAGACAAGCAACAUCUGCGCCCAGUGUAUUCAACCAAGCUAUGCCAUUUAUUGCCAUCCCUCCUAGUGCCAUCACUGGACCCACGACCACCCUGAACAUUGGUAUGGAUUAUAUGGGAGGACCUGUUACUCCGGUCCCUACAAUUCGAGGCAAAGCCACGCCUGCACCUCCACCAGCCAAUAUGCAUCCAUCCACUAACGCAGGUUCUCGUGAUGUUAGUCAACCAGAUCUUUGGUUGCAGGAUGAACGGGAGCUCAAGAGAGAGAGAAGAAAGCAAUCUAAUAGGGAAUCAGCACGUCGCUCAAGACUCCGCAAGCAGGCCGAGUGCGAAGAAUUGGCUCAGCGAGUCAUAACUAUCAAAGAGGAAAAUGAUGCUCUUAGACAAGAAUUGGAUCGUUUACGAGAGAUGUGUGGGAAGUUGUCGUCGGAAAAUGCUUCUCUUACUGAACAAGUACAAGAGUUGCACGCCAAGAAAUCAAAUGGCAAUGAACCCAGUAAAGGUCGGGAAGCCAGUAAUUCUGAAACUGCUAAUCGAGUUAACUGAAGGAAUAGAGAUGGGCAAGAGACGAUAGAUUAAUUUAACUCCGGACAAGCAUAACUGGCUCAACCAGUAGGUAUUAAGUGUCCUCCAUCUCCGAUCUUUUUCUUUGGGGAGUGCGAGGACACGAUAGGAUUGUGUAAUGCCGAAAUAGGUGAUUUCCGAGUUUUUUUUUUUUACUAACUACAGCAUUGUAUGAUGAACUAAAAUAUCGAAUCUCCGGCUUCAAAUCAAUGGUGUUACCUGCCUAACUAUCGUAACUAUGUUGAGCAAUGUUUCCGACUAAAAAAACACUGAUGAUAGUAUCAAGACAUGCUUAAUUUCGAUCUC
Dioscorea cayenensis subsp. rotundata (Guinea yam) is the source of this 2527-nucleotide messenger RNA. RefSeq names its product bZIP transcription factor 1-A-like. Gene Ontology annotation, molecular function: sequence-specific DNA binding; DNA-binding transcription factor activity. Gene Ontology annotation, biological process: regulation of DNA-templated transcription. Bases 920 to 2203 code for a protein of 427 amino acids. NCBI's taxonomy places the organism in Eukaryota, Viridiplantae, Streptophyta, Magnoliopsida, Dioscoreales, Dioscoreaceae. Gene Ontology annotation, cellular component: nucleus. The transcript has 13 exons. The record is from RefSeq and is a predicted model, not a curated record.